Molecule: messenger RNA, 333 nt
Organism: Durusdinium trenchii
Lineage: Eukaryota; Dinophyceae; Suessiales; Symbiodiniaceae
Source: the annotation of a GenBank genome assembly
AUGGACGCCUUGGAGAGGGGCCAUGGCGAUCGCGAGGAGACUGCAGAGACCCAACCGGUCGUGAGGCAGUCCUUCUACAGUGGUCCCUACUCAAUUUUCUCCAGAUCGCGGAGACCGCGUGAGGAUUCAGAGAAUGCGAAGCUGAACCGGCGUUUGAGCAUGAGUGCAGCUGCCAAAGAUGUUCUGAAUGUAUGCAUUAUGCAUCACUCUGAGUUUGACACCGUGAAUUUUGUGACGGCCUUCCAUCGUAUGGCCAAAGUACCCGAUGGAAAGGCAGCAACAGGAGAUCCAAUGUUCCUCGAGGUCGUGUCUCAGUUGAUAGACAGGUCGUAG